ACACCCAUCACCAAUGAUGUUUACAUUUCUUCUUGUGUUCUUGUUUGCCCUGCCAUUGGGGCACAGUUUAAGCUGUUCCUCGUACACCAGCUCUCGAACUAAGACCAUUUGCGAGUACUACUCGAGUGAGUCGUCCAUAUAUAAGGCAAGAAUUACGGCCUCUCAAUGCAAAUGUGGACUUGGAAGCCCUACACUCUUCUCUUGCAUUGACUUCCGGCAGAACUCUAGCGGGAGUUUAGUAGUUACUGUCCAGAGAUUGUUUGACUGCAGUGGCUCAAAUGGUAUAUAUUACAAGGACUGUAAUAGCAUCAUCAAUAACCUCGGGAUCAGCAAUGCCUCCAUCAUUAAUAGCACAGUUACUCCAGAGACUGUUUCGUGUGUAAAUAUUUCAUAUUCUCCUGAGGAUUAUGGCUGUGCAGUGACACAUGAUCCAUGUUACUAUACAGCGGUUGUUGAAGAAGUUUACAAAGGAAGCAUUCAGGUUGGAGCUUUAUUUAACACUAGCGGUCCUCAUUCAAUAACUUGUGUGUCUUCUGGUCAGUGUGUUCUCAAUGUAGGAGAGAGUUACAUUGUUGGGAUUGGUGGCGCAUGUUAUGCUAUUAGUCCUUGGUCAUCCUAUAAUACUUACACUAGUGAUGAUAUCGAGCUAUUGGAAGGAUUGAGAGAUGGGGGAACAACAGCUUGCAAUGUGAGUGUUGGAGGGACAUCAAGCUCCAAUAGUCAAGCAAUCAUAAUUGGAGUCUCGGUAUCUCUUGGUGUCUUACUUAUACUUGUUGCUCUGGCUUUCAUUAUUACUAUUAUUGUCUUUGUUGUAAAGAAAUCUCCUGGUAGGUGUCGCCGUACAAGGGAAGAAGUUGUGGUGAAGGUUGAUGAUGUCAGUGAUGGAGAGACUAUGCCCAGUAUAUCUACUAAGCCAGAAGAACCAGAAGAACUGCUUGAAAGCAAAGAACAUGAUGACAAAACUAACAUUUUGAGUGAUUCCUAACUAAUCUUUCCUUUCUUACCACAAUCCUUGAUUAUAAUUAUAAUUUUUAUCAAUAUUAUUAUUAGUAUCGUUGAUUACAAUCAAAACUUGAAAGACAA
This is a messenger RNA of Amphimedon queenslandica, 1083 nucleotides long. RefSeq lists its product as uncharacterized. NCBI's taxonomy places the organism in Eukaryota, Metazoa, Porifera, Demospongiae, Haplosclerida, Niphatidae. The coding region runs from base 14 to 985 and encodes 323 amino acids. The transcript has 4 exons. The record is from RefSeq and is a predicted model, not a curated record.